This is a messenger RNA of Peromyscus californicus insignis, 4464 nucleotides long. It is a transcript of the gene Znf777, whose product is annotated as zinc finger protein 777. The record is from RefSeq and is a predicted model, not a curated record. The coding region runs from base 1662 to 4172 and encodes 836 amino acids. NCBI's taxonomy places the organism in Eukaryota, Metazoa, Chordata, Mammalia, Rodentia, Cricetidae. The transcript is spliced from 6 exons. Gene Ontology annotation, biological process: regulation of transcription by RNA polymerase II. Gene Ontology annotation, molecular function: DNA-binding transcription factor activity, RNA polymerase II-specific; RNA polymerase II cis-regulatory region sequence-specific DNA binding.
ACACAAAUAAGUAAGUAAAUAAAUAAAUGUAAACUAAAAAACUAAGGGCUGGGGAUGUAACUCAGCGGUUGAGCAGUGCUCUAGCAUGCACAAAGCCCUGGAUCUCAGUACUGCAUUAAAUAAAUAAGUAAAUGCAACUGCGCAGUAGUUACAUUAAGUGUUUGGUGGAUGAUAAUAACCAGGAUGUAUUUCUUAUAAAACACUAUAAACCAAUGGGAGAACAAACCAACCAACAGAAUAGGCAAAGGAUACGAAGAGAACUUUACGGGGUGGAAAACUGCUAGUGUUGAAAAUAUAAAAAGACAAUUUCUUUAAUGAGGGCAACAUAAAUAUAAAUAUAAAUGAUAAUAAGGAGUUGAAUUUCUCAUUCAACUUUUGGAUAAAAUUUCCAAGUCACUUAUCAGUAAACGUUGGCCAGGACAUGAAAACAGGAAGUCAUGCAUUGUCAGGCGGUAGGGUAAGUGGGCACCAUCUCUGGUAAGCAGUUUGAAGCCUGGGAGAGUUGAAGGUACCCCUGCCACCCACUAGUCCUUAUCUGGUGAACAGCACAAUGAGCCACGUGUGCCUGUGAUGUGUAUGUGGCAUCCUGGCAGCAGAUUUGUUUUCAUUCCCCUCAAAGGCUAAUGAAAUACUAUAUAGUGGUUAAAAUGAAUAGACCAACUAGACUUGUUCACAUAUGCUGUAUCUCAAAAUAACAAUAAUCCACCAUGAAAACAAAAAGCUCAACAGGAUGUGCGCUGAAUAAAUACCAUUUAAGUAAAAUUUCAAGACUAUCGAGCCCAGUAGUGUGCACUGUUUGUGGAUGCACACAUGAUAGGCAAUUCUUAGACAUACUGGGGGGAAGGGGGAGCAGAUUGAGAUGACCCUGGCCUGGUCUCCGUUUUUAGCAAGAGCUGUAGAUUGCCCGGUUGCCUUCUAAGACCUGUUCCAACCCACACAUCCCCAAGGUUCCAUGAAGUGAAAAAAUUAUUCUGCCUUUUCCUCUCGGUUCCAGUUGGGGUUCAUCCCUAACUGUAACCAGGGCACCUGCUCAGACUUUUUUUCUCUUUUCAUUCCGUUCCCAGAUCUUUCCAGCCUCGGCAUUCAAUAAACACGCGUUUCAGUGAACCUGUCCAGGAAAGAGGGUCAUCUCUCGUGGUUGCAAAGAGCACUGUGUCCACGGGGGCGAAACAGCAACUUGGGGUCAGCAAGCCGCUCCCCGCUCGGCCUCAGUUUCCUCCUUAGCAAGCCCGUCUAGCCCCUUCCAGCCCGUGCCCUCAAGGAUUCCAGAAAUUCUGUCCUUUCUGGCCGAAAACAACACUGAGGCUUUUCACAAAGCACUCCCACCCCCACCCCUCGCUCCCCUUAGAUCCACAGCCCGCGUCCCUGGAACCCGGGCUGCACCGCGCUGGUCACAUGAACUCCGGCUUUCUCUGGUGUGACGGCUCUCUCCGAUCCCUUUGUGAGCGCAGGUUUUGAAAGCCAACGACCGGGUUCUGGGUUUGAGACGCGCAGGCGGCCGCGGGCGGAAGGCUGUCGGAGCCCAUCGGCCCGCCUCCAGAGCCAGCGCGCCGCACGGGUCGCGCGCCCCGGAUUCCGCUCCGCCGCCGCCGCCGCCGCCGCCCGCCGCGGCCUGGCCCGAGGGCGCCGGGCCGCCAGGACGCCAGGUCCAGCAGCUGGACAUGGAGGACGGACAUUCAUCACCUCUAUCUUUCUCCAGGGGUCCACACAAAGAGUCUGUGCAUCAGGCCCCUGCCGGACUCCCCAGAGAAACUGUGUUCCCUUCUUGCGUUCUUCCCCCCAAAGAAAUUCCUUCCUUGUCUCCCACUGCCCCUCGGCAAGGUGCCCUGCCCCAGUCCGACAGUACUCCGAAGCAAGAGACUUCUGGCCAGAUGUCACAUGUUCUCCAGAAGGGACCUUCACUCCUGUAUCCUGCCACCUCUGAGCAAGACGCACACCACCAGGGAUCCCUGGCUUCCCAAGAAGAAACCCAGUACUCUCCUUCAGCUGCUGGUCAGGGGACCCCUCUCCUUUCCCACUCCACCCACCAUCAGGAAGCUCCACCCCACUCUCCUGAAGUUCCUGAGAAAGACUCGCUGACUCUGUCACCCACAGUUCCCGAGACUGACAUGGAUGCCCUGCUCCAAAGUCCCACUUUGCAAAAGGACACUCCCUUCCAUACCUCUUCUACAGCCCAGAAGGAACAGCCCCUGCCCACCGCAGAGAUCACUCGCUUGGCUGUGUGGGCUGCCGUCCAAGCGGUGGAAAGGAAACUGGAGGCCCAGGCCAUGCGGCUACUGACCCUGGAGGGCAGGACGGGGACAAACGAGAAGAAGCUUGCGGACUGCGAGAGAACGGCCGUGGAGUUUGCAAACCAUCUGGAGAGCAAGUGGGUCGUGCUGGGGACCCUGCUGCAGGAGUACGGGCUGCUGCAGCGGCGCCUGGAGAACAUGGAGAAUCUGCUGAAAAACAGGAAUUUCUGGAUCCUGCGGCUGCCCCCAGGCAGCAAUGGAGAAGUUCCCAAGGUCCCUGUCACAUUUGAUGAUGUUGCCGUCCAUUUCUCGGAGCAGGAAUGGGGAAACCUCUCUGAGUGGCAGAAGGAGCUCUACAAGAAUGUAAUGAGGGGCAACUAUGAGUCUCUGGUCUCCAUGGACUAUGCAAUAUCCAAACCAGACCUCAUGUCACAGAUGGAGCGUGGAGAAAGGCCAGCCAUGCAGGAGCAAGAGGACUCUGAGGAGGGUGAGACGCCCACAGACCCCAGUGCUGCACACGAUGGCAUCGUGAUUAAGAUCGAGGUGCAGACCAACGAUGAGGGCUCAGAAGGUCUGGAGACGCCAGAGCCGCUGAUGGGACAAGUGGAGGAGCAUGGCUUCCAGGACUCAGAGCUGGGUGACCCCUGUGGAGAGCAGCCAGACCUGGACAUGCAGGAACCAGAGAACACACUGGAGGAGUCCACCGAAGGCUCCAGUGAAUUCAGCGAGCUCAAGCAGAUGCUGGUGCAGCAGAGGAGCUGCACGGCAGAGGGGAUCGUGAUAAAGACUGAGGAGCAAGAGGAGGACGAGGAAGAGGAAGAGGACGAGGACCUGCCACAGCACUUGCAACCCCUUGGGCCGCUAUCCGGGAGGUACGAGGCCAGUAUGUACCAGACCCCCCUGCCUGGGGAGAUGUCCCCUGAGGGCGAGGAGAGCCCUCCACCCCUGCAGUUGGGCAACCCAUCAGUGAAGAGGCUGGUGCCCAGCAUUCAUGGGCAUUCUCAUGGGCAUGGUGAGCGGCACCUGGGCGAGAACCGUGGGACCUCCAGCCAGCAGCAGCGGAACCGACGUGGCGAGCGGCCCUUCACUUGCAUGGAGUGCGGCAAGAGUUUUCGGCUGAAGAUUAACCUCAUCAUCCAUCAGCGCAACCACAUCAAGGAGGGGCCCUAUGAGUGUGCAGAGUGUGAGAUCAGCUUCCGCCACAAGCAGCAGCUCACGCUACACCAGCGCAUCCAUCGGGCGCGCAGUGGCUACGGCUCCCCAGAGCGCGGGUCAGCCUUCAAUCCCAAGCACUCGCUCAAGCCGCGUCCCAAGUCACCCAGCUCAGGCAGUGGUGGUGGCCCCAAGCCCUACAAGUGUCCUGAGUGUGACAGCAGCUUCAGCCACAAGUCAAGCCUGACCAAGCACCAGAUCACACAUACCGGGGAGAGGCCCUACACUUGUCCGGAAUGCAAGAAGAGCUUCCGCUUGCACAUCAGCCUGGUGAUCCACCAGCGUGUGCAUGCAGGCAAGCACGAGGUCUCCUUCAUCUGCAGCCUGUGUGGCAAGAGCUUCAGCCGCCCAUCACACCUGCUGCGCCACCAGCGGACUCACACCGGUGAACGGCCCUUCAAGUGCCCGGAGUGCGAGAAGAGCUUCAGCGAAAAAUCGAAGCUCACCAACCACUGCCGCGUGCACUCACGCGAACGGCCGCACGCGUGCCCCGAAUGCGGCAAAAGCUUCAUCCGGAAGCACCACCUGCUGGAACACCGGCGCAUCCACACGGGUGAGCGGCCCUACCACUGCGCCGAGUGUGGCAAGCGCUUCACACAGAAGCACCACCUGCUGGAGCACCAGCGAGCGCACACGGGCGAGCGGCCCUACCCCUGCACGCACUGCGCCAAGUGCUUCCGCUACAAGCAGUCGCUCAAGUACCACCUGCGGACCCACACGGGCGAGUGAGCAUGCGCCCCGCCCCUGCCCCGGCCAGAUGAGCAGCCAGGUGCAAGGGUCUAAGGCCCCUGGGACAGGUGCCUCGGCUGCCCCCAGGCUGAGCCCAGUGGGCGGGAGCGGGGCGCCCCAAGCCCUUCUGCUGUGAACCCUCCUCCCCUCCUGUCCCUUAUCCCCAGGAGGGGGUAGUGAGACCAGGUCGCUUGUUGCCUGCUUCCCCAGGGCCCCAGGGGGGGAGCGCUUGGGCCUGGGGAACCCCUUCAGGCUGUUAAUUUCCUUGACAAUAAAAUGGAUGAAAACAGUC